CGAGUACUUGUCGAGCGCUUUACUAAGGAGACUUCCGGCUUACUUCCUUCUUCCGGUAUAAACUGAAAGUUGCUACCUAAACUACUACAAUGGCAGGGAAUCUUAACAUUUGUGAUAUCAGUGAGGAGGUGAAAACGAAACUGAAAAAGAUGCGUUUCCGAAAGGAGAAGAAUGUUGCAGCCGUGUUAUUGAAGAUUGAUCCCACUACAAGAACGGUGAUGCAGGAGGAGGAAUAUGAGGAUGUAACCAUUGAAGAAAUACAAGAGGAGUUAAAUGAGCACCAGCCUCGUUUUCUUGUUAUCAGCUAUGUCCGUAACCAUGGCGAUGGGCGUAUUUCAUACCCACUCUGCUUCAUAUACAUCUGCCCAAGUGGCUGUAAACCAGAGCUCAGUAUGAUGUAUGCUGGCACUCGCAAUAUUUUGCAGAAAGAACUUGGUAUUACAAAGGAUUUUGAACUUAGAAGUACCGAUGAAUUAACGGAGGAAUGGUUGGAUGAAAAGCUGGCAUUCUUUAAAUAGAAAAUAUGACUGGGUGUACAUAUAUAUUCUAUCUGUACUCUUGCUGUGUCUCCCAAUAUAAGGAAGGUGCAGUUCGGAGACUGUGAAAUAACAUAUAUUCACAGUGUUGGCAAUAACACACAAAAAGUAUUUCCCUCUAUGAAAUAGCCUUUUUGUUAGAGUCAGACAAUGGCGAAAAAAGUUUUUUACUAACAAUAAAUAAAGAUGCGAGCUAGAAGAAUACAAUAUGUAUAAUUUCACUGUUGCAUUUAAGUUAACAAUUCGCUUUGGGUGCUCAUGCAUACACAGAUUUAAGACUUACAAAAAACGUUCAUGGUAUGUGCCUCUUUAAUGGCACAACAUGUACAUGUAUGUACAUGUACAUGUACAAGCAAUAGUAUAUUUUUUAAUCACUGCAAUGUUACAUUGUGUUUGUAUAAGUAUUGUGUAAUGUGUUCCUUUUGUUCAUGUUUAUGUUAAGACUUACAUUUUAUCGGACCAAACUCUUACUGAUUAUUUCUAUGAUUUAUUGCAAAAUAUUAAAAACUAUUUUUAAGGUUAACCUCAUAAUUUAUGUAUAUAUUUGUUGUUGUUGAUAAGAUGAAAGAUUUUCUCCCUUUUUUGGAUUAUGGGUUUUUAAGACUUACAUUUUAUGUCAGGGUUAUGUUUUAAAUGUGGUAAUAUGUUCAAAGAAGGUUUUCAUGCUUUUGCAUCUAUUUUUCAAAUUAUUCUGAUUAAAAAUCUAAAAUCAGUAAUUUUGUUUUAUCAAGUUUUUGCUUAAAGUCACAUUAAUAAUGUAUGAGUUGUAUGUAAGUAAACAUUGUAUUUGGCAGCAGCAGGGCAAUGAUGUUAUUUACUUUAUACAUGUAUUUUGAUUUUGCUUCAUCUGUACACAAAACAAUGACAUUCCAACUUAGUUCCAUCAUAAACUUACUUCAGGAUGUACCAAGAUCUCAUAAUGAAGCAGUGAAGUGCAAGAGGUUAUAUGAUUCAUGAACAAUAUAUCAGAUAUUUUACGUAUGAUUGAAAUUUACCCUGAUAUUAGGACUAUUUUAGUUUUCCAGUUUUUAGCUCAAUUGUUUUUUUUAAAGAAAAAGUCAAGGUUUUGUGAUAGCCUUGGUGUUGUCAUUGUACAGAAUCUUGUCCAGAUCUCAAAACCAUUCAACAUAUUCAUGUGAAACUUGGUCAACAUGUUCCUAGAAACAAUAUGCUCAUGUAUAGGAAGGCCCAAAACUCUGGUCUACUUGAUUGUUGAGAUAUGCCCCUUGUUAGACUGAAAUAUCUUCCUAAGAGUCAGGACUUUAACCUUUUAUUUAGAAGCAUAUUCAAUGAACUACAUGUACCCUUUUAAUGUUAUGUCAAAUUGUUAGAACCUUGACUCUCUAAUUAUCUUGUUUUGAUUCAACAACUUGUUGUAUUGUUUUUAACAUCAUGUCUUUUGUAGAUAUUCAAAGCAAUAAAUAUCAACUUUUA
Molecule: messenger RNA, 1970 nt
Organism: Mya arenaria
Lineage: Eukaryota; Metazoa; Mollusca; Bivalvia; Myida; Myidae
Product: glia maturation factor beta-like
Exons: 6
Coding region: 90-518 (142 amino acids)
Biological process (GO): negative regulation of Arp2/3 complex-mediated actin nucleation; actin filament debranching
Cellular component (GO): actin cortical patch
Molecular function (GO): actin binding; Arp2/3 complex binding
Source: RefSeq, a predicted model, not a curated record